UCGACAACAUUACAUCGCCUUGCGCUGCACCCUGCUCAUGCAACUGUCGAAAUCGGGUUUCGCUGUAGCCAUAUACUGUGACUUGCCAUCAUGGUCGGUAUUCCAGGCAGGUCCAAGGGCUGCGCCACAUGUCGGCGGAGGAAGAAAGGGUGCGACCAAGCGAUUCCCGUCUGUAGCCAGUGCAAAAAGUCGGGCCUUCGAUGUGGCGGAUACAGCAGAGACCUCACGUUUGUUCACUCUGCCGUGCAGUGCAGUGUUCUGAGCUCGAACAACGGCGAUGGCUCAACACGUACUCCGCAGCGACCAUGGCUCGCACGAUACGCGAAACCGUCAACUGAGGCGAAGAUCAUCAUACAAGACUCGUUGAUCAGAUCGGCCAGGGAACAACUGUACCUGGGGCACCUCUGGGACGUGAUGCUUCCGAAGGGUCAUCGUGCAGCAGUUGGAAGUGCACGGCAAGGCGAUACGGGUUGGGGUACCCUCAUAUCCAGUCUGUACGACAAAGAGCCGAGCCUUCGAUAUGUUGUCGUUGCGACAGCCAUGGGCUGCCUCUCAUUUUCGGGGACUGGCAGACGGGAUAUGUUGAUCAAGUCACUCGAAUCGUACACCGCAGCCGUGCGGGAAAUUGGGAAAGAAUUAAAGGGGCAGGCAGCGUAUGAAAGGGACGGACUAGUCGUUGCAUCUGCUCUCAUGGCUUCGUUUGAGCUUGUCUUUGUCGUCAACGACGAACCUACGGCCCUGGCAUGGGCUGGCCACAGCGAAGGACAAUUGGCAAUGUUUCUCGCAAGGGGUCCAGAAGCUUUCACCAAUGGUGUUGCUCACCAACUCUUCGUCGACAGCCGCAUCAACAUGGCCAUGCUAGCCAUUGGAAAACGACAGUCAUCGCCGCUGAAUGACAUGAAGUGGAAGACAAUUCCCUGGAGGACUCAGAAGAAGUCUUUGAAAGAUAGCCUCAUGGAUAUAAUCCUUGAUAUCCCGCAGCUAUUGGAGCAAUUGACGAUAUUGCAGGCCUGUUCAUGUCCCGUCGGAGGCAAGGUUCAGCGGAGUCAAUUGCUUAACGCCUGUGAAGGGGUUGAGUCCGCAUUGGCUCGGUGGGCCUCACGUUUCGGCACACAGAUUCUGAAAUUCGACUACACCGUCACUGGCCUGCCUUUACCCACCCCUUGCGACGGUAGCGAGUUCUCUCUGCUUCAUUCAUCGAUUAUAUACUGGUUUACUGGCAUGAUGCUCUUUUCGGUCAAGAGUAUUGCGUUGAAUUUGACAACGCCUGAUGGCAUCGAGAUGCUUCAGGUAAAUGCCUUGGCAAGAAAGUGUGGAAGGGCCAUUCCACUUCUUUUUGAGUCAUCUGCGGGUCUAUCGGAGAACAUUUCGGGACUUAUGGCACUUAGUGUCGCUAUACGAUACUUUGCGGUCACGGAACUCCCUGGCCAGCAAAGUGAAGAGGCUCGGGGGCUUGAAAGUCUGCUUACAAAGACACUUGCCGGAACAAGCGUCCAUAAGUUGCUCAAGAGAAUUAACGGGGGAAGAGAUGCGGUAUUAGACAACGAGACCGAACAACCUCAGCAUACACGUAUGCUUGGCUGGUUGUAAUAAUUCGCAGAGGAACUUGUACUCCCUCAAGCAAGCAUUUGCAGGCAGAUAGUCGUCCCGCCCGCAAAGGAAUAAACCAAUCUGUGCAUUCUGCCGGUCACUCGUUACUCCUCACCGUCGCUGCGUGAACCCGCGUGGGUGAAUAACGAGCGCUGGUAGCAUCACGGUCCCUUUAUGUAGGGUUAUUUCGGACGCGUUGGGGGGCACUGCGGCUGGGGGGCGGUGACACACACGUGGUGCCAUCGAGGCAUAU
Purpureocillium takamizusanense is the source of this 1843-nucleotide messenger RNA. RefSeq lists its product as uncharacterized. The coding region runs from base 91 to 1590 and encodes 499 amino acids. The transcript has 4 exons. Gene Ontology annotation, biological process: regulation of DNA-templated transcription. Gene Ontology annotation, molecular function: DNA-binding transcription factor activity, RNA polymerase II-specific; zinc ion binding. Lineage: Eukaryota; Fungi; Ascomycota; Sordariomycetes; Hypocreales; Ophiocordycipitaceae. The record is from RefSeq and is a predicted model, not a curated record.